Thecamonas trahens ATCC 50062 is the source of this 762-nucleotide messenger RNA. Its product is annotated as 2OG-Fe(II) oxygenase family Oxidoreductase. Lineage: Eukaryota; Apusomonadida; Apusomonadidae. Gene Ontology annotation, biological process: oxidative demethylation. Bases 4 to 762 code for a protein of 252 amino acids. The record is from RefSeq and is a predicted model, not a curated record. Gene Ontology annotation, molecular function: oxidoreductase activity; demethylase activity. The transcript has a single exon.
AAGAUGGCCGACAGUAACGAGAUGGCGCCUGGUCGAGCACGCCGCGAGGUCAAAGAAUGCGUCCGCUACGAGGUCGACGUGCCAGCCGAGACCAUAGCCGCGAGUCGCCGCACCGUCGCCGCCCUGCCGUCGGCGGUCGACAGACCACGGCUCGCCGGAGUGACCGACGCCGGCGUCCCGGGCUUCCUCUAUCUCCCGCACUACCUCUCGGCCGAGGAGCAGUCUGCCGUGCUCGCAGCAAUCGAAGGCGAUACGAGCGUGGACUGGAGCGAUGCGUUUGAGACGCGGCUGCAGAAGCACUGGGGCUGGGCCUUUGUGUACGAGUGCGGCCAGAUUGUAGGCGGCGAGGCUGCGCCGCCGGCGCCGGCGCUGCUUCUCGAGGUGCUGGCGGAGCGGUUUGUGGCCGACGGCCUCGUUGCCACGCCACCGAACCAAGUCCUGGCCAACAAGUACAUGCCCGGCAACGGCAUUGGGUAUCACGUCGACCGGAUUGACCUCUUUGGCGACGUCAUCAUCGGCGUCAACCUCGUCGUGCCGACCAAGUUUACCCUCAAGUCCGUGGCCGAGCCCGAAGAGCGGGUCUCAGUCGUCAUGGCGCCCGGAUCAGUGUAUGUGCUGUCCGGCGAAGCGCGGUUUGGCUGGCGGCAUGGCAUCACUCGCAAGGCACGGCUGUACAAGCGCUUCCGACGGGCGCCCGAGCUGCUUCCGGAUGAGCCGUGGCGAGUCUCGCUUACCUUUCGUGACGUGCUCGAGGCGACAUGA